Messenger RNA from Penicillium roqueforti, 522 nucleotides. RefSeq names its product MARVEL domain-containing protein. Gene Ontology annotation, biological process: protein localization to plasma membrane; eisosome assembly. Gene Ontology annotation, cellular component: plasma membrane; eisosome. NCBI's taxonomy places the organism in Eukaryota, Fungi, Ascomycota, Eurotiomycetes, Eurotiales, Aspergillaceae. The coding region runs from base 1 to 522 and encodes 173 amino acids. The record is from RefSeq and is a predicted model, not a curated record. The transcript is spliced from 3 exons.
AUGGGUCUCAGAGGUGUGCAGCUCGGUCUCAGAGCCUGGGAGUUUGUAUUCUCCCUGCUCGUCAUGGCCCUCGUCGGUAACAUGAUCGCUGAAGCUUUCGCCGGCAACCCAGCGACCGUAAACUACUCCAUCUAUACAUCGGUCUUCUCGAUGUUCACGUUGUUCUACCUGGUCCCAGCCUCGUUCAACAUCGACUGGUCCGGCCACCCCCUCAUCAUGAUCAUCAUCGACGCCCUGAACUGCAUCUUCUUCUUCUGCGCUGCCAUCGCGCUCGCGGCGAAGCUAGAGUGCCACUCUUGCACCAACCACGAGUACCUUAUCAACAAUGAGAUCACCAAUGGCUCACACAACAUGACCAAGCGUUGCCGUGAAGCCCAGGCCUCCGUUGCUUUCCUCUGGUUCGCCUGGGCCGGCUACAUGGCCUCCGUCAUUGUCUCCGCCUUCAUGGCCCGUUCCUCUGCUGGUCCCUCGCGCCGUACUAGCCGUCGCGGCGGUGCCCGCCCCAACAUGACCCAGGUUUAA